This is a messenger RNA of Haliotis rufescens (red abalone), 9091 nucleotides long. RefSeq lists its product as uncharacterized. Bases 164 to 6274 code for a protein of 2036 amino acids. Gene Ontology annotation, biological process: chromatin remodeling. The record is from RefSeq and is a predicted model, not a curated record. Lineage: Eukaryota; Metazoa; Mollusca; Gastropoda; Lepetellida; Haliotidae. Gene Ontology annotation, cellular component: nucleus. The transcript has 18 exons. Gene Ontology annotation, molecular function: histone H3K9 demethylase activity; histone H3K36 demethylase activity.
GGCCCCUCUAUGAAUUAAGGGACUAUUUCUCGAUGCGCAGGGAUUUCUAAGAUUGCGACAUUGCGGUCAAAACAUGCAAACUGCACGUAGACAACAAAGUGUUGAAGAAAAUCUAGUGUUUUGAAAAUUUUAAGGACGUGUUUGGUUGGUGUUUGAUGGCAACAUGGAGUCAUCAAGUGGAGGAUCGAGUGGAACAACGAGUGGACCCUCGAGUGGAACAACAAGUGGACCCUCGAGUGGAACAUCAAGUGGCGGAUCGAGUGGGGGAUCUAGCAGUAUCCCAAAGAUCAUGGUGUUCAGACCCACCAUGGAGGAGUUCAGCAACUUCCCCAAAUACAUGGAGUACAUUGAGUCCCAGGGGGCACACAAGGCAGGCCUUGCCAAGGUGAUUCCUCCCCCGGAGUGGAAGCCACGGCGGAACGGCUAUGAUGAUGUUAACAUCACCAUCCCUGCCCCCAUCACCCAGAUGGUGACCGGCUGUCAAGGGCUGUAUACACAGUUCAACAUUCAGAAGAAAUCUUUGACUGUCAGAGAGUUUGAGAAACUUGCAAAUAGUGACAGGUACAAGACUCCUAAUCACUUUGACUAUGAGGAACUAGAGAGGAAGUACUGGAAGAAUGUCACGUUUGGAUCUCCAAUAUAUGGUGCCGACAUUUCGGGUUCUCUCUAUGAUGAAGAUCAAACGCUGUGGAACAUUAAUAAGCUAGGCACCAUCCUGGAUUACGUUGCCGGCGACUACGGAAUCCACAUUGAGGGAGUCAACACUGCAUAUCUCUACUUUGGUAUGUGGAAGACCACAUUUGCCUGGCACACAGAGGAUAUGGAUCUGUACAGUAUAAACUAUGUACACUUUGGGGCCCCCAAGUCAUGGUAUUGCAUCCCACCUGAGCAUGGUCGCAGACUGGAGCGAUUGGCUCAAGGAUUCUUCCCAAGCAGCUUCCAGGCCUGUCCAGCCUUUCUUCGCCACAAGAUGACCCUCAUUUCCCCACACAUUCUCAAACAGUACUCCAUACCAUAUAACAAGAUUACACAAGAAGCAGGGGAGUUCAUGAUCACUUUCCCCUACGGCUACCACUCAGGCUACAACCAUGGCUUUAACUGUGCAGAGUCCACAAACUUCGCCACAGAGAGAUGGGUGGAAUAUGGAAAGAGAUGCUUGCAGUGUGUGUGUAGGAAGGAUGGGGUCAAGAUCAGCAUGGACACAUUUGUGAAGCGGUUUCAGCCUGACAGAUAUGACCUGUGGAAGGCUGGCAAGGAUAUUGCCCCACAUCCAGAGGAGGACAAGAGCAGGCUCUCCAAAUAUGAUUCAAGGAAAAUUCAAGCCAACAGAGCAGGAACUGUUUGCACCAAACGUCACCCCGUAUCUAAACUGGAUGAUGUGAACAAACGUGGGCGGAAGAAAAAGACUAACCUGGAGAAAGAGGAACAAGCUGAGGAGAAGUCAGACACUGUUGAUGUCAAGGUAGAAGAGGGGGCAACCCCAGUGGAUGGAGAAGAGAAGAAGAAGAAAAAGAAGAGGAAGAAGAAGGACCCACAGGACCAAAAGAAUGAGACACUGGGUCUAUGGGGAGAUGAGGACAUGACAGAAAAAAUGAAGGAGGAGUUGAAUAAGCAGGAAAGAAUAAUGAAGGCCGAAGCUGCUGCUCGGAGGAAGAUAGAGUUUUAUCUUAAAGAUGUGAAGAAGCAAGAGGGUGAAGCAGAGGCAAAGACUGUCAAGAAAGGCCCUACUUCAUUCCAGGCUGCAUUUGAACAGUUGUUAAAUGAACCACCAAGUAGUAUGCCAGAAAGUCCAGAGCCGAUCACAAAGAAGAUUAAGAAACCAAGCCAGUCUCCACGUUCGGAUGGAGAACCGCCAGCUAAGAAGAAGAAAUCUGGGCAAGCUGUUCACUCUGUGAUUCCCCUGGAUCAGAUCAAGGCUCUGACUGCUGCCGGUGACAAGAUGGGAUUCCUUCAACAACUCAAUGACAUGGAGAGGAAGAAACUGCCCAAAAGUCAACUCCAGUCAUAUCUUCAACAAGGGAAUAACUCCAAUAUUACAGAGCUCAGACACAAAAUAGAACAAAUAGCAGCAUUGAAUGAACAAUUCAACUCGACAAGUUCUGCUGGUUCAUCAUCAUCAUCAUCACUACAUCAGGGAUCCCUCACUCAGAACGGUCAUGAUGCAUACUCGCGACCACUCCUCACAAGUUCGUCAACUCAAGAAGGUGCUUCCAACUGGUCAAGUCCUCCAUCAUCAUCUACACCUGGCAGUCUAGGGUCUGGUGGACUCAUCAACCAGCAAAGUCUUGUUGGUGUCCCAUCUGGAAUAAGACCAAUAGAGGCUGUCUAUAAGAAAUCACAACAGAAACGAACACUUUCCAAUAUGCACAGAAAGCCAGCAAAAGUUAUUCCACUCGCUAAUAUCUCACACAUACUUGGCUGUAGAAGUAUUUCAGAAGCUGUCGGUAGUGGACUUUCUGUACAAGCUGAUGUCCCUGCUCUGAAGUCUGUGUCUGUUAGUCCGCAGACAGCCCUCACCAGUGACACAGUGUUGUCAACCCCACCCCAUAACAACAUGCAUUCAUCUCACCUUCAGCAACAGCUGCAACAACAUCAGCAGUCAUCUCCACAACCACCUAAGCUGCAGCCAGUACAGAACCAACAGUGUCUACAAGACACCAUCCAUGAGCAUCCUCCUCAACUGUCACCCUCACAGCCGCCGUCUCUGUCUCAGCAAUCUGGGCUGUCCCACCUGUCUCAGCAGCUCCUGCUGCAGAAGAUGAACCCUGAGGAACUGCUCCAGCAGUACCAGCUCAAGCAGCAGAAGAGCAAGUCACAGCUGGAAAGACAGCAGCAGCUGCUGCAGAGGAUCCAGGAACAGCAGCAGUCUCCCUUGCUCAAGUCCCCAGCUUACAAAGAUUCCAAUAAAACAUAUCACCACCAGUCAGCUGUGCAGAUGACUGCCAGUCAAUUGUUGGCUUCUAAUGGACAGAUUACGAAGUCUAGUGCGACAUCACCCAAUCAGCAAUAUCCGGUCCUUCACAAGGCAGUGUCACCCCAGCAGCAGAGAAGUACGUACACCGUCCAGAAUGUCAGUCCCACAUUGGGCUCACAGCACCAUCCUCAGACCUCUCUGUCUGCUGGUAGUAUGUACCCCACUCAGUCUGCCGGAGUCGUUGUGUCUUCUGCAAGCGGCAUGAAUCACUCACCUCCAAGAACUGCCAUGCAGACAACACAGGUUACACCCAUGUCCUUGUCUCCACAGCAGCUAUUGAAAGCAUUGACUGCCCAGAACACUUCACAGCAGCAACAGGCAAAUGCUGUAAAUGUCCUUAAUAUGGGUGGCCAACAAAGUCAGAAAUCUGUGCAAAGAAGUAAUGUCAGCCAGUCUCAACAAAUAUCAGGUGUUCAACCUGUGACUAAUGUUCUCCGUGUUUUGUCUGGUGUCCCUCAGACUCAAAUAGUGGCAAACUCAGGCAAACAGCAGAUGUCCCUGCUGUCUCAAUCCCAAGCAGCUGCCAUCAAGCAGCAGCAACAACAGCAACAGGCUCAGUUCAUACUGCAGGGAGUUUCUCAGAUCCACCCUACAGGGACAGCCAUGACCACUAAACACAGGACUGUUGUGCAAGUGGGAGCUUCAAACACAGCGCCACAGGCAACUAUGUUAAGGACACCUAAUCCACCAAUACUUGCUACCUCUCAUACUUCCAGUGUGAAAUCUGUACCAGGUGUACACACUCAAGUGUCCUUGAACAAUAAAGUUGGUACCACGUUGAAUAUUCCCAGUGUGAUCCCUAGUGUCAAUGCUCAGCAGAGCGCCCAUCGGUUGUCAGUGCAGCAACAUCAUCAUGGAGCAAAGCAGAGCUCAGCAUUUGCCACCAGCUACAUAUCUGCUAGCACGACUCCUUCUGGAACGACUGUACUGUCUCCUGUCCAGAUCCAGAUACCUCAAGCCGAGGCAGUUCUACCGGGAUCGUACGAGUCCCCUGCUGCAUUCCUUGCUAGUGCUAAUCCUGUGCUCCCCAAUGAUGGAGGAAGUCUCUCCCUGCUUGCUGGAGCAUCCAUGUUGUCUACCUCAAAUACCAUGUAUAACAUGCAACAUGAUGGGUCAACACUUGGCUUGCAUUCUGCUUCUCAAAGAGACAUGUCAAAUGUGAACUCUAUGUUGAAUGGCGGUAGUAUCCAUCAAACCAACUCCUCAGUGAGCUCAAGAUUCCCUUCUCAACAGACUGGCGGUGUCAGUAGUGCCAUGUCCUCUUUCCUCACAUCAUCUAACAAUGACUUCCAGUCACCUCCGAAACUGACUUGUGUAAAUAACCAAUUAUCUAAUAUAUCUCAUGGUGUAUCAGUGUCUGAGCUGUCAAGUAGAAGCUCAAUGCAUCAGCUAGUUCCCCAGCCUAUAGUCCCUGCAACACAGGUCUCCCCAACCUCGCACUCCUCCGAGCCUGUCAUGCCCACCCUGUCACCUCAGCUCCACAGUUACGCCUUACCACCCUCCUCCGCCAACACUGUAGCGAAGAGGAGCCUCCACUCAAGCUUGUCUCAGAUGCAGCAUCAGCAGCAGCAGUCAUCACUUGCUGGUUACAAUGGUGUGGGAGACCACAUGUAUAUGUCCCAGUUGCCAGGGGCGCGGUCAAGUGAUGAGUACACUUCUGGUGAUGACAGCCUGCUUGGGCGUGGCUUCCUGGAUGGACGAGGCGAUGGUAUCAUGCAGUCCCCAUUCUCAGGUAACAAGGAUUCUUCCAGUGGUACUAAAGGUACUGAUUCCAUAGCAUCAUCUGACAGCUCGGAUACAACCAUCUGUACAAAGAAAACUAACAAACACAAAGCUAGUAAACAUAAUAAGUUAGAAUCACAGAACAACACUCCAGUAUCACUUACAUUGUUACCUUCAUCCAAGAAAGAGUCUGAUACCAGUAAAGCAGCAAGAAAGAAGAACUCCUCUACACCUAAAACAGUCAACCCUGAAGAAUGUUCAGACAGUUCAAGUGAGUCCAAGCCCCCAGCUACUGUUGAACUCACAGAGCCGUGGGCCGCACCCAUUCGAGCACUUUGGCAUGAACAACCCCUCAAUUUUGAAGCUGAGAAGAACUUCAACAAGUUUCUGUCCCACAGAAGCCCACACUGUGCAAUAUGUGCAGUCUUCAACCCUGUAGAGAACGAGUUCCAAGGACUAGACUUUGCUGAUGUGUCCACCUUGAACAACAAAGUGAUGACCACAAUCCCAAACAGGUCCAAGCCCCUCGUACCCGAGAUAUGUUUCUCUGCCAGUAGUAACGACCCCAGUCCAUUUGCCAGCAACCCAAUACUGGAGACCGAUGGUCAAAGUCCUCUCCUCGUGUGCAACAAGUGCAACGUCUGUGUCCAUGCCAGCUGUUAUGGUGUUGUUGAAGUGAAUGCAGAGGAAGUUUGGCGUUGUUCACGCUGUGUCAACCACAUAACACAAGCAGACUGUGGCUUAUGUUUCCUGCGUGGUGGUGCACUCAAGCCUACCACCGAUGGCCGCUGGGUACACAUUGCUUGUGCUCUCACCACCACCGAGGUCAAGUUCCUUGAGAUCGAGAAAAGAGAACCUGUUGACAUUUCAAAGAUCCCCCCUGCAAGAUUCAAACUGAAAUGUGUGUACUGUUCUCCAAUGACCAAGAGCUGGAGCCGGGAAAACACCUGUGUCCAGUGUUCCAAUGGUCGCUGCACCACAGCUUUCCAUACAACCUGUGCCUUCGUUGCUGGGGUAGUGUUCGAGACAAGUGACUGGCCGUACCCUGUCUACAUCACUUGUCACAAGCAUGCCACUGCCCCCAAGGACAAGAGCCGGACACGUCCUGUGACUGAAGUCAAUGAGGGUGACCGGGUGUUGGCAAAGCACAAGAAUGGUCGCUACUAUUGGUCUGAGGUGACGGACAUAAAGAGACAGACAUACUAUGAAGUGGACUUUGAGGAUGGAUCUUUCAGUGACAAUCUUUUUCCAGAGGACAUUGAGAGUCGAGACUGCCGGCGGGAAGGUCCCCCGGUGGAGGGGCAGGGGGUGCAGGUGCGGUGGACGGAUGGGGAGCUGUAUGGGGCGGUCUUCAGGCAGGUCAACUGUCAGGACAUGUACACAAUCGAGUUUGAAGAUGGGUCUGUGAUGACGUACAAGCGGCAGGACCUUUGGGCCGAUGGGGAGGAGCUGCCCAAGUAUGUCAAGUCCAGAAUGUCGGCAGCCACAGAGAGGAAAUAUGACUGCUUUUAUUCUGAGGUUGUGAAAGAUAAGAGACGACCAAAACACAAGAUAUCUUAUCUGAAGAUGUUGGGAUAACAAGUGACACUCACAAAUUCAAGUUGAGAUCUGACGAUACUGGUAGAGAGUAUAGCAUGUCUCAUACAAACUGCAGCGUACACUCUGUGGACAUCCUUGCAUUCCUUCAUCUGAUAACGUGUCUGUCUUACUACUGGGGAUGUAACCCUCUCACAAGUAGCAAAGUGAUAACUGCUAUGUGAUUGUUUGUAUCAUGUCAUACACGUAGAUAGGAGGAAGCAAAGUGUUGGGGCUUGUAUCGUCACACCUCCAUAUUCAAGUGCAGCUUGUUAGUUUUCAGGUAAUGGUGGGAAGUCCCCCCACUGAACUCAACAGGACUUCCACCCACAGCCACUCAUCUUGGAUUAUUUAAAGGCAGCAUUAAGUAUUGAUGUGUUUGAUAUCUUCUGACCAGAACCUGCAUCAGCCUGGCCCUCCCACUGCCGAGGGAGGGUGGGUCGUCAGUCUGGCCCUCCUUCCUACUUUUGAGCCAGAGAUUGGCAGACAUUUCUGUUUGUAUUAAAGAAAAUUGUUGUAUCUAAUAAGACUUUUUUUUAAGGUAUAUUGUAUCUUCUGCCCUGUACUUAAGGGGACAGUUGAGGUGGAAAUCUUGCUGAUGUCAUGUCUCUGAUACUGUGGUGAGAAGCUGUUAUUCACUGAUAGACAUUCAUUGUCCUCAACCCCUUCUGCCAUCAGGUACAAUACUCUCUGCCCAACAAGAUGAAAGAGAGGGGAGUUUCUGAUGUCUGUACAACCACCAGAUAUUUGUCAAGCAUUCUGGGCACUGAUAAAAUCUUUUCAUGUUUAGGAUAAUAUUCGCUGUAAAGGAUUAUCUGGUUUUGCAAUUUGUUGAACUGUUUUGAAAUUUUUAAUCCAAACUAACCCAGAUUGAACACAAUAGUUUGUUUUAUAGUUUCUUACUUGACACAUUCAUGUUGAAAAACCUGUCAUGGUUCAGGAACAAUCAACAAUCUGCCCUAUGUAUAUAUGUUUAAAAGUUAGAUUUCCAAAACUGUUGAUUGUUAAACAGGUGAUUUAGGCAAUGUAUGGCCAAACAAUGAUGUCACAUAAAACACAGAUGGAACGUGACUGUAUGUCAGGUGGAACAUCAUGUGACGCUCUGUGUUCGAUGGAACAUUAUGUGACGCUCUGUGUUCGAUGGAACAUCAUGUGACGCUCUGUGUAAGGUGGAACAUCAUGUGACGCUCUGUGUUCGAUGGAACAUCAUGUGACGCUCUGUGUAAGGUGGAACAUCAUGUGACACUCUGUGUUCGAUGGAACAUCAUGUGACGCUCUGUGUAAGGUGGAACAUCAUGUGACGCUCUGUGUAAGGUGGAACAUCAUGUGACGCUCUGUGUAAGGUCGAACAUCAUGUGACGUUCUGUGUAAGGUGGAACAUCAUGUGAUGCUCGGUGUUCGAUGGAACAUCAUGUGACGCUCUGUGUAAGGUGGAACAUCAUGUGAUGCUCUGUGUUCGAUGGAACAUUAUGUGACGCUCUGUGUGAGAUGGAACAUCAUGUGACACCAAACGUGUGAGAUGGAACAUCAAGUUGCUAAUGUUCCUAUAUUCAGAUGUUGACCUCUCACCUUUCUUAUUUUUUUAAUUUUGAUUUUGAUUUCUUUGGUUAAAGUUGUCCUGAUGAAGUAAAUAAUAGUUUGAGGUGUGUAAGUUAGGUUAAAAAAGCUUGUUAAUUAUUAAUGUUAAGGAUGGUAUAGUCAUGAUGAAGUUUUCUCCUGUACAAGAUAACUUUGUACAGGUAUCCGAGACAUGCUUGAUAUGGAACCUGCGACAGCAGUAGCGGAUUGUGUCAUUGUACAUAUCAUUACUCUAACAUCAUUUGUAAAUAAUGCAGCCAGGCCCUUUAGGGUGUUGGCACAUUGGUGUAGCCAACAUGUCUGUAGAAGUCCCAGCUUGGAGAGGCUGUUAACUACUCCAUUCCCUGUAUGUAGAUAGGCCAGUUUGUCUUAAAGACAACAUUCAACACACUGCCAAAAUUUGGAAGGAAAUCGCAUGUUCUAGAUGGCACCAUCUAAAUGUUUUUGCCAAACUUGAUAGUGGAGUUUUUCUCAUUCUGGAACAAAAUCUUGACUGUUUAGCACCAUUUUUUAUUUCAGAAAGUUUGAGUUUGUGGAUAAUUGUUAUUGAUGGUAAAGAUGGGGACUGCCAAGAUGUAACAAAUUUCCUGACAAAUGCGGCAGUAUUUUGUUAAUCGUCUUGAGUUACCAUGGUUACUAGCACUUCAUUAGUAGCUCUAGGAAUGUUAAUCCAAAACAUUUAGUCACACAGGGAGGUGAUGUUUUCCGACCGUGCUAUUGUCCUGUACUUACAAAGCAUAAUACAUUACACGAUAUAUCUACUUGCAUUUGGAAAGUACCUAUGAUAAUUCACAUUUGCAGAUUACUCUAACACUACUUUUAAAUGGCAUAUAAAGAAGAGCUGUAUUUCAAGAUAACAAAGGAAGAGAAUUAUCGGACAAAUAUAGUUGUGGGAAAAGUGCAAAGUAUAACAGCAUAUGAUUCAGUAAGGGAUUUUAUUUAUGUGAUAUUUAUGCAAAUAUACCAUUAUUCUUUGUAGAAAUUCCUAAUUUAUUACAUAUGAUUAUGUUUGAAACUUGUUGAUCAGUAUUGGUGAUAAACGCAGGUUGUAUAAAUGUGAGAAUUUAGCCCAGGUGAGAAAGGGCACAGUGUGUACAUACACCUUCAUACACCAGAGUAAAAACACUUUGUAUGUUUCUACUACUUCCAUGUUGCACAAGUUGAAAUGAUGUACAAUGUUUGCAUUUGCAAUUCACAUAAUAAUUUAUGACCCUUUACCAUAUUAAAUGUUGAUUGAUUGAA